Molecule: messenger RNA, 876 nt
Organism: Acanthosepion pharaonis
Lineage: Eukaryota; Metazoa; Mollusca; Cephalopoda; Sepiida; Sepiidae
Source: the annotation of a GenBank genome assembly
AUGAUUUCUUAUCUAUCUAUCUAUCUAUCUAUCUAUCUAUCUAUCUCUCUAUAUAUAUAUAGCCAUGUUGAAGAUACUUUCAGUUCAUUUGCGGAACGAGAAGAAAAACUGAAAAAAUUAUCAAUUCACGAACUACAUGUGCGUUUGUGGCAAAGAGACAGCAGCCCAAUUGUUACUAUUCAAAACGUCACUUCUUUCUUUUACCUUUUUUUCUUUCUUUUACACAGACCAUACUUUCUUUCUUUGUUGCUUUCUUUCUUUGUCUUCGUCUUUUCUUCACUUGUACAUCACCCUGUCUUUCUUUCGCAUCGUUCUUUCAUUCUUUUUUUCCUUCUUUAUUUCUUUCUUUCGUUUUUUCUUUCUUUCUUUCUUUCUUUCUUUCUUUCUUUCUUUGUUGCUUUCUUUCUUUGUCGUCGUCAUUUCUUCAUUUUGCAUCGUCCUAUCUUUCUUUCUUUCUUGUCGUCUUUUCUUACUUUUACAUCAUCCAAUAUUUCUUUCUUUCUUUUCGUCCUUUCUUUCUUUCUUUUCUUCUUUCUUUCUUUACACAAUUUAUAUUCGGACGAUUGGCCAAUACGCCAUUGUCCCAAUGACGAGGACAAUAAUCCGAAUAUAAAUUAUGCAAAUAAUGAUAACACUUCUUCCUUUCUUUCUUUCUUUCUUUCUUUCUUUCUUUCUUUCUUUCUUUCUUUAUUUAUUUAUUUAUUCUUUCUUUCUUUCUUUUUCUCUUUCUUUCUUUCUUUCUUUCUUUCUUUUUCUUUCUUUCUUUUUUCUUUAUUUAUUUAUUUAUUCUUUCUUUCUUUUUUUUUUUCUUUCUUUCUUUCUUUCUUUUUUUUCUUUUCUUUCUUUCUUUCUUUCUUUCUUUCUUUCUAUAAAUAG